AUGGCGGCGGCGGCGGUGGUGUCUGUGACCUUUGAUGAUGUGGCUGUGACUUUUACCCAGGAGGAAUGGGGGCAGCUGGACCCAGCUCAGCGGACCCUGUACCAGGAAGUGAUGCUGGAAAACUGUGGGCUUCUGGUAUCUCUAGGAUGUCCUGUUCCCAGACCUGAGCUGAUCUACCAGCUAGAACAUGGGCAGGAGCUGUGGACCGACAAGAAAGACCUCUUCCAAGGCACCUGUCUAGGUGACGAAGCAAAAUCCAAGAACACAGAACAUAUUACUUCUAAGCCAGCCUUGACAGAGGCGUUCUCACUUCGGGGACAGCUAAUUCAAGGAGACCCAGAGGAUUCCAUGCUGGUGCAAGCCAAGGAUCCAAAUAAGCUAUUAGAAAUGCAGGGAGGAUACUUGAGACCAGCAAUAGAUCCCGAGAAAGAGAAGCUCCCUGAACUUGAUGGUUUAGAGACAGCUGAUGGUUUGUGUUCAGGGAUAUUACAGAAUCAAGUUUCUCUAGGGGAUGGUGUCCAUGAUCGUGACUCACAUGAAUCUGGUAAAGAUCCCAUGAUUCAAGAAGAGGAAAAUAUCUUUAAAUGCAAUGAAUGUGGGAAAGUAUUUAACAAGAAACGCCUUCUAGCUCGUCAUGAGAGGAUUCACUCUGGAGUGAAGCCCUAUGAAUGCACAGAGUGUGGAAAAGCCUUUAGCAAAAGUACAUACCUCCUGCAGCACCACAUGGUCCACACUGGGGAGAAGCCAUAUAAGUGCAUGGAGUGUGGGAAGGCCUUUAACCGCAAAUCACACCUUACCCAGCACCAGCGGAUUCACAGUGGAGAAAAGCCUUAUAAGUGCAGUGAAUGUGGAAAGGCCUUCACCCACCGCUCCACUUUUGUCUUGCAUAACAGGAGCCACACUGGAGAAAAACCCUUUGUGUGCAAAGAAUGUGGCAAAGCCUUUCGAGAUAGGCCAGGUUUUAUUCGACAUUACAUUAUCCACAGUGGGGAGAAUCCCUAUGAGUGUUUUGAGUGUGGCAAGGUCUUCAAACAUAGGUCAUACCUCAUGUGGCACCAGCAGACUCACACAGGACAGAAGCCCUAUGAGUGUAGUGAAUGUGGAAAAGCCUUUUGUGAGAGUGCAGCCCUGAUUCACCACUAUGUCAUACACACUGGGGAGAAGCCCUUUGAGUGCCUUGAGUGUGGGAAGGCCUUCAACCACAGGUCAUACCUCAAGAGGCACCAACGGAUUCACACUGGGGAGAAACCUUAUGUGUGCAGUGAAUGUGGAAAGGCCUUCACCCACUGCUCCACUUUUAUCCUGCAUAAAAGGGCCCACACUGGAGAAAAACCUUUUGAGUGCAAAGAAUGUGGAAAAGCCUUUAGCAAUAGGGCAGACCUCAUUCGACACUUCAGCAUCCACACUGGAGAGAAGCCCUAUGAGUGCAUGGAGUGUGGAAAGGCCUUCAACCGCAGGUCAGGCCUCACUAGGCACCAGCGGAUUCAUAGUGGAGAGAAGCCCUAUGAAUGCAUAGAGUGUGGGAAGACGUUUUGCUGGAGCACAAAUCUCAUUCGGCACUCCAUCAUCCACACUGGAGAGAAGCCGUAUGAGUGCAGUGAAUGUGGAAAGGCCUUCAGUCGCAGCUCAUCCCUCACUCAGCAUCAAAGAAUGCAUUCUGGGAGAAACUCUGUUAGUGUAACAGAUGUGGGAAGACCUUUUACAAGUGGGCAAGCCUCAGUCAACAUUGAAGAACUUUUAUUGGGGAAAAACUUUUUGAAUGUAACCACUGAGGAAAAUCUUUUGCAGGAUAUGGCAUCUGAUCAUACAUACCAAAGAGAAACCCCACAAGUGUCUUCACUAUGAGAAAACCUAUUGCAGAAUAUCACUUGUCACCUAAAGAAUCAUAAUAGAAAUUCACACAGUUUAGAGCCUUAUUCUCCAUGAAUUACAUUAGGAGAAAGACUCAGUAAUUAUUACGCAUUUAGGAAAACCUUUAGCUACAUCCCUCUUAGUUUACAGUGCAAUGUUAUCUCAGGAAUUUUUAUAAAAAGGUGACAUAGAGAAGAAAAUGAAACUCAAGCACUGCUUCUUUGAUACUCCAUCUUGUAUAUACAUGUAUUGCUGUGCAGAAAAGUUACAUAGUGAGGGCAGGUUUGGAAACUUAUUGAAUACUGUCUUCUACAAAAUUGUAUUCAAUUUUAUAAGAAAUAUGAGUUAUAAAAUACUUAAGGAGAUAAGGAAAUGAAUGGGC
This is a messenger RNA of Carlito syrichta (Philippine tarsier), 2233 nucleotides long. Its product is annotated as zinc finger protein 805. The transcript has 4 exons. Bases 1 to 1845 code for a protein of 614 amino acids. Gene Ontology annotation, biological process: negative regulation of transcription by RNA polymerase II; regulation of immune system process; regulation of cytokine production. NCBI's taxonomy places the organism in Eukaryota, Metazoa, Chordata, Mammalia, Primates, Tarsiidae. The record is from RefSeq and is a predicted model, not a curated record.